AUGGACCAGGGCAACACGACUCUCCCACCAACCACUGGGGCAAAUUCCAGCCAGACCCCAGCAGCUGUGAGCACCGCUCACCUGGCUGCAGCCGCGUUGCUCUUCCCCACCUUCCUGGUGGGUGUGACGGGGAAUGGGCUGUACCUGUGGGUGCUGGCACUGAAGAUGAGGAGGACGGUGACCACCCUCUGGUUCCUUCACCUGGUCUCUUGUUCUCUCCUCUUCACCCUACUGAUCCCUUUCUUCAUUGUCUCCCUCCUCAUGGGUUUCCACUGGGUCUUCGGCAUGGCGAUGUGCAAGCUCCUUAAUUCCUGCAUCUCCAUGGGCAUGUUCUCCUCCGUCUUCCUUCUCACCCUCAUCAGUCUGGACCGCUACACCCUCACUCACCAUCCCAUCUGGUCUCGGAAUCACCGCACCAUGCCCCGGGCUCGGAAGCUGGUUGUGGGCGUGUGGUUGGCCUCCUUCGGUCUCAGUGCUCCCUACCUGGCUUUCCGGGAGACCCAGGUGGUGGAUGGGGGCAGAAUCAUCUGCAUCAACAAUUACGCCCCCUCUGCAGACUGGAAUGGAGCCGAGAUGCAGGACCUGGGCAGACGGGUCCACCUGGCUGUCUUCAUGGUCCGGUUACUGCUGGGAUUCCUGCUGCCUUUCUGCACCAUUGCGGGAUGCUAUGGCAGGGUGGGGCUGAAGAUGAAGGAGAAGAAGCUGGCAUGGGCUGGGAAGCCCUUCAAAGUCAUGGUGACCGCGGUAAUUUCCUUCUUUAUCGGCUGGCUGCCCUACCACCUCUACCAUGGUUUGAAGCUCUACAAUAAGGAUGUGCCACAAUCGGUGACAGGUGCCUUCUUGGUCAUUUACACCUUCACGUCCUGCUUCAAUGCCUGCUUCACCCCCAUUCUCUACCUCUUUGUGGGGGAAAAGUUCUGGCAGGUCUUCAGGAUGUCUCUUCUCAUUCUGGUCAAAGCAGCUUUUGUUGAUGAUCUCGGCAGCAGUGCCCAUGAGUAUAGUGGAAGACACGGGUCAGAAGUUGAGAACACAAAACAGGAGAUGGCCUGA
Molecule: messenger RNA, 1050 nt
Organism: Mauremys mutica (yellowpond turtle)
Lineage: Eukaryota; Metazoa; Chordata; Testudines; Geoemydidae
Product: probable G-protein coupled receptor 33
Exons: 1
Coding region: 1-1050 (349 amino acids)
Biological process (GO): complement receptor mediated signaling pathway; positive regulation of cytosolic calcium ion concentration; inflammatory response
Cellular component (GO): plasma membrane
Molecular function (GO): complement receptor activity; G protein-coupled receptor activity
Source: RefSeq, a predicted model, not a curated record